Nerophis lumbriciformis (worm pipefish) is the source of this 4049-nucleotide messenger RNA. It is a transcript of the gene gabra2b, whose product is annotated as gamma-aminobutyric acid type A receptor subunit alpha2b. Gene Ontology annotation, molecular function: GABA-A receptor activity; extracellular ligand-gated monoatomic ion channel activity. Gene Ontology annotation, cellular component: membrane. Gene Ontology annotation, biological process: chloride transport; monoatomic ion transmembrane transport; gamma-aminobutyric acid signaling pathway. Lineage: Eukaryota; Metazoa; Chordata; Actinopteri; Syngnathiformes; Syngnathidae. The record is from RefSeq and is a predicted model, not a curated record.
AUGAGAGGACUCAAUGUGCUCCUUCUUGCUUAUCACGACUCACAUCGACAGCUGUGAGGACAAUGCUCAACACCUUUUGAAAUAUAUGUAUAUAUUUUUUUUAAAUCUUUAUUUAUGUAUAUAUAUAUUUGUAUUCUUCCAUUCCGAAGCAACACAUUGGUGUGAUUUAAUGGCAGCGACGGCAUUCCAUGUGAGUGGACUAUGACGCGCCUCUCGAGCUCCUGUCAGCACAUCAGGACUCAGCUGCGCGUUCAUGCUCACUUCUUCUCCUUUGCAUCUUCGACGCCCGCGGCUGGACACAUCACUUACCGCUGCACUUGAGAAGGUCUCCUUGUGGUUGCAGUGGUGGUCCUGGUCGUGUCGGUGCCCAAGCAACCAUGUGGAGCACCAGCAGUGCGCCUCUGCUCCUCUCCUGCCUGGCGCUCACGGCUCUGUGGAGAAGCAGAUUGGUAGACGCCGAUGCCACAUCUGAUGCCUUCAAAACCAACAUCACCCUGUUUACGCGCAUCCUCGACAGCCUGCUGGAUGGCUAUGACAACCGUUUACGCCCCGGUCUUGGAGACAGGGUAACUGAGGUGAAGACAAACAUCUACGUCACCAGCUUUGGACCUGUUUCAGACACAGACAUGGAGUACACCAUAGAUGUUUUCUUCAGGCAAAGCUGGAAGGAUGAGAGAUUAAAAUUUCAUGGACCAAUGAAUAUUUUGCCUCUUAACAACCUGAUGGCGAGUAAAAUCUGGACCCCGGACACCUUCUUCCAUAACGGGAAAAAGUCUGUGGCUCAUAACAUGACCAUGCCUAAUAAAUUGCUGCGGAUCACAGAUGACGGGACAUUACUGUACACCAUGAGGUUAACCGUCCACGCAGAGUGCCCAAUGCAUCUGGAGGAUUUUCCCAUGGACUUUCACUCCUGUCCACUGAAAUUUGGCAGCUAUGCCUACACCAUCUCAGAAGUGACUUACGUUUGGACGCGGAAUGCCUCCGAUUCUGUGGUAGUGGAAGGAGAAAGCUCUCGCUUGAACCAGUAUGACUUAGUUGGACAAACUGUUGGACAGGAGACCAUUAAGUCAAGCACAGGUGAAUACACCGUGAUGACAGCUCAUUUCCAUCUGAAGAGGAAGAUUGGCUAUUUUGUCAUCCAGACGUAUCUGCCUUGCAUCAUGACUGUCAUUCUCUCUCAAGUGUCUUUCUGGCUCAAUAGAGAAUCCGUACCAGCAAGGACUGUGUUUGGUGUAACCACCGUGCUCACCAUGACAACACUGAGUAUCAGCGCUCGCAACUCCCUUCCUAAAGUCGCAUACGCCACCGCCAUGGACUGGUUCAUCGCCGUCUGCUACGCUUUCGUCUUCUCCGCCCUGAUUGAGUUUGCCACAGUCAAUUAUUUCACCAAGCGCGGUUGGGCCUGGGAUGGAAAAAGUGUGGUGACUGACAAGAAAAAAGAGCGCGCGUCCGUCAUGAAGAAGAACAAUGCCUAUGCUGUAGCGGUGGCCAAUUACGCACCUAAUAUCACCAAGGACUCCAGCACGCUCCCGACCAUCGCCAAGGGAGGCGCUUUGGAAGCCCACAAGGCCAAAGCAGACGGCAAAGUCCCGGACAGCAAGAAGACGUUCAAUAGUGUUAGCAAAAUUGACAGGAUGUCAAGGAUUUUGUUUCCCGUCCUGUUUGGAUCCUUCAACCUGGUUUACUGGGCCACCUACCUAAACAGAGAACCUGUCAUUAAAGAUAUGGUGCCCUCCACUUAAGAGGCCUGCUUUUUGGAGUUCUGGUCUGAGGACUGAGAACCAAAUACCUCCAGCAACUGUGUGUACAUACUUUUGCAGAGUGACGUCCUGGAUUGCAGCGUGAUCCUCUAUUCUAUUUUCUACACCGUCCGCAGCACUUUUGACAACUCUGGCUUUUGUAAAUGUGUAUGUCUAUUUAUAUUCAAUGUUUCAUGGUGUGACCACGUCCAUUAGAGUGUGUUCAAGUAUGUGACCACUGUACAUACUCAGUAGACCCUUUCAUUUAAUUUCAAUCACGUAUUAAUAUUUUGCUGUAAUGCCCAUUUUCGAUGUUUCACAAUAUUCUUUGGAGUGAAAGGGUUUUAUUCUGUUUUUCCGUCUCAAAGUGGCCUCACUAUUUCCUGUCCAAGCAAAUGCAAAAACCCAGUUGUAUAACAUUGUUCAAAAACAAACCUUUUAUUGCCUAUGUCUAAGGCAGUGGGGCUCCCAAUCACCAUGUAAAACAUAUUCAGAAAUAUUAUACUUUGCAAUAUGAAUGAGGAUAUGAUACGAUAGUACACUUCAGUACAGCGGUACCUCGUUUUUUUGUUUGCAAUCCGUUCCCAAAGGUCAGACGAAGGCUGAAUUGUACGAAAACUGAAGCAAUUUUUCUUAUAAGAAAUAAUGUAAAUCCUAUUUCAGACACAAAACAAAUUUUAUAGAGAAAAAUGCACAGAAUAUUAUUUGUUUGGACACUCUGUUGUGCAUAAUGAUAUCAAUCAAUCACUCAAUCAAUCAAUGUUUAUUUAUAUAGCCCUAAAUCACAAGUGUCUCAAAGGGCUGCACAAGCCACAACGACAUCCUCGGUACAGAGCCCACAUAAGGGCAAGGAAAAACUCACCCCAGUGGGAUGUCGAUGUGAAUGACUAUGAGAAACCUUGGAGAGGACCGCAUAUGUGGGUAACCCCCCCUCUAGGGGAGACCGAAUGCAAUGGAUGUCGAGUGGGUCUGACAUAAUAUUGUGAUAGUCCAGUCCUUAGUGGAUCCAACAUAAUAGUAAGAGUCCAGUCCAUAGUGGGGCCAGCAGGACACCAUCCCGAGCGGAGACGAGUCAGCAGCAAACAGACCAGUUUGGUCGUUUGAUAACUAAAACGGAAUACGAAAACCAAGGCGAAAUUUCGGGAGUAAUGUGACAGUAUACAAAUGUCAUAUCACGGUUAUUCUGACCAAAAUUAUCAUAGUUAACAUUAUCAUAAUGGUACUGUUGAAUAAGCUCAAAAAGUACUUACACACACACUGAAAUCUUUUAACCAAGUUUUAUUUCAUGUGCCAUCGUAUUGUUAUUACAGUGUUUAAAUAUGUUUAUAUUCUUCUGUAUUAUUUUGUAAAAGUUUAAGAGUGUCUUUCAGUGAUAAAGGCAAAAUGGUGCGCUUCACUUCCGGUUAAUGUUACGUCUUUCUGUUGUAGACACGUCUAUUUAUGGAACUUCAUAUUUACUUACCUGAAAGUUCAAUGUGCACAAUGGAAUAGCGUUGAUGUGUUAAUACACGUUUAGAUUGGGAUAUGAUGUUUGUAAUGGUUAAAGACGGUAAUCUGUCUUGCAUUCAUGUUAGCAGUUAAACUAGCUAGCGAUUAGCCCGCUAGCUGCUUCUCCUUGAGGUUUUUUUUUUAAACUGCGGUAAAAUUUACGAUAAUUUUUAUUUUAAACGGUGAUACUAACCCUAAGGAAUUUUAUUGAGGUUUAUCAUUAAUACAGUAAUCGUUGCAUCGGGUGAAUCAAAGCACAAACAAAAACCAAGGUACCCGCUGUACUUUGACUUUACAAGCAUAAUGAUGAGUUUCCACAUACAACCACUAGGGAGCAGAAAAGUACAUGACAAGCAGCUGAUUUAAAAAACAAAAGUUAAUCAGAUUUUUUUAAUCUAUUUUUUACGCUGUGUCUUUCCAAGGGUUUUUGUUUCAUGGCACAAACACCAUCGAGAGCUGUGCAACUAAACCAAAAUAGCAGAUUUGUAAUAUUAUUGUUCAGGUAUGUUCAAACAUUUUCUCGUUCUGUAUGAUGAACUUUGAUAUUCUGAUUUAUUCCUUCAGUUUAAACUCAAAAACAACCACACACACAAAAAAAAAUAUUUCCUUUAUAUCUGUAGCCACACAUCAGAAAUAGUGAGUUUUAGUCACUUUUAUUUUACAUUUUAUUAAUCAGACAUUGCAUGACGCACAAAUCUUGCUUGCUUUCUUUUCUUAUCUUGCCGGGUGUUUUUUUUACUUAAAUUCUUAUACAUUCCAGCUAAGAAUGAUUGUUCACAAGUGGAUGCUUGAUUCAGUGCACAGUUUCUAAUAAAACACAUC